GGGCAUGAAUGAAAUGAAUGAAGUUGCUCCCAUUCUUUUCAUUCUAUCAAUUUUCUUUUACUUGUAUGAAUUGUUCUUUCAUUUGAUUUUCCAAUACAAUGCACACAUUUGAAACCCCAAACAAUCAAUUCAAACUCCUCUUUUCCAAUGGAUACUCAUACACCCUCUACUUCCACCCAUAAUCCCUUUUGUUCCACAGUUAACAACAAUAAUUUGGUCAUAAGCUGGAUUCCCGCUACUCCUCUCCGUAAGAUGGUAGCACUGGCUUCCAUCGCAGCCGGCAUCCAAUUUGGAUGGACACUGCAGCUCUCCCUGCUCACACCCUAUGUGCAGCUUCUGGGAGUUCCACUCGUCGGCUAUUACAGUGACCGUGCCCAUUCAUCUUCUUUGGCAUCAUUGCAGUGGCAAUUACUUUUGCGGUUAAUUUCAGUUUCCCGUUUGCUUUGGCAUCAAUUUACUCCAACGCAACAGAGGCCGGGCAAGAUUAUAGUAUCUUCAUUGAGUGGACAAUGGGAUAAGUUGUUUGGUGGCAAAAUGUCCUUUUUUGGCCACUCUGACACCGGACGAUAUGGGCCAUAUGGCCAAUGCAUCGAGGAACGGAAGUGGUUUCCAUUGAUCGUUGCAAAGCAAAUUAAUUGGUGUCGGGGCUUCUCAUACGUCUGUUUCUUUCUGCUUCUGUAGCAAUUCUAGAAGAGUAUUGGAGUGGAAGAAACAAUAUUUAUGUCUUCAUAUAUUUGUUAUUAGUUUCUGGUGUAGGUUCAUUGGUUUCCUGGUUAAUUUUGACAUUAUCUGCAGUUGUUUGCAGUUAGUUUUUAUGUGUAGUCUUAGUGUUAAUGGCUUGCUUAAUUUGUUGACCAGAUGCACGCGACAGGUAUUGUAAGUGGCAGAGUUGCUUCAAUUUGUAAAAAAACAAAAAAAAAAACUUGGAUAUUCAUUUUAAAAAUUACUCAACUUUCUCAGUUUUUACAUAAAGGAUUUUCAAUUAUUCUUCGAAAAA
Molecule: messenger RNA, 997 nt
Organism: Trifolium pratense (red clover)
Lineage: Eukaryota; Viridiplantae; Streptophyta; Magnoliopsida; Fabales; Fabaceae
Product: sucrose transport protein SUT2-like
Exons: 3
Coding region: 148-681 (177 amino acids)
Source: RefSeq, a predicted model, not a curated record